AUGGCACUGUAUGGAACUUCUGAUGCUUUGAUGUGCAGAGCAUUUCCCACUAACUUGAGGGGCCCGGCCCGCACGUGGUACAGCGGCCUGAAGACCAGGACUAUUGCCUCCUUCGACCAGCUCGUAAAGGACUUCGAGCUUAACUUCCUGGCCUACACCCGGUCGAAAUCGUCCGCGUUUAUGAUAGGCCUGCGGCCUUCCAGAUUCUUCUGGUCUCUCGUGGAGCGACCCCCCACCACGGUACUUGAGAUGCUUCAACGGGCGAACCAGUUCAUCGCGGCCAAGGCCUGGAUGGCCGGGAAGCGGGAGGAGCACAAGAGGGUCAGGCCGGAGCCGGCUCAGGGACAACAGUCUGCCACGCCGAGGCGCAGACUGGACCGACCUGACCCGCCCGCGUUGAGGUCUCCGAUACCCCCUUUGGGUGCAUCCCGAAUGGAGAUAUUUCUCCAAAUAAGGGAAAAAGGGCAGCUCAGGCCCCCCGUCCCGAUGAAGAAUCUGCGGGAACUCGCUGACCAAUCCAAGGAACCCUUACCCCAUCCGGAGGGCCCCGUUGAGCGCCACAUCAACGUCAUCACGGGCGGCCCAGCAUCCGGUGGGAUCAGUAUGUCUGGAAGGAAGGCAUACGCCCACUCUGCUAGGGUCGAUGUUCCCCGAUGCGGCCCCGAUCUCGAGGUCGCAUUCCCCCCCGAGGGCACAAAGCGACCAGAGCAUGACAACACGCUCGUGAUAAUGGCUCAAAUCGCCAACGCCCAGGUGAGGAGAAUCAUGAUCGACACAAGGAGCUCAACCGAUGUGCUAUAUCUUGAUGCUUUCCAGAAACUUGGGUUAGCCAAAGAGGCCUUGGAGCCUAUCUGCUCGGCGCUCACUGGGUUCAUCGGUGACUUGAUCUCACCGUUGGGAGCCAUCACCUUGCCCUUGACUCUGGGAGCACUGCCCAAAGCAACGACGGUGAUGUCCACCUUCUUAGUGGUGGAUCUCCCUACGGCAUACAAUGUCAUCCUCGGUCGCCCCACCCUCAACAAGAUCAGAGUCGUAGUCUCCACCUACCACCAGACGGUGAAGUUCCCAACCCAUGCGGGGAUAGGGGAGGUUUGGGGGAGUCCUCGUGAGUCCAGAUAG
Messenger RNA from Musa acuminata AAA Group (dessert banana), 1119 nucleotides. RefSeq lists its product as uncharacterized. Bases 1 to 1119 code for a protein of 372 amino acids. NCBI's taxonomy places the organism in Eukaryota, Viridiplantae, Streptophyta, Magnoliopsida, Zingiberales, Musaceae. The record is from RefSeq and is a predicted model, not a curated record. The transcript is spliced from 3 exons.